CCGAGUGGCUGCGUGCGCGUGCCCUCCCCGCGCGUGCGUGCGUGUGUGUGUAUGUGUGUGAGUGUGCGUGAACAAAGAGUGUGUGUGUGUGAGUGUACUGUGAACCAGUGAACAAGUGCCACGCAUUUCCAAGGGAUUUACUUGGAGGGAAGAGGCGAGCCAAGGGAUUACUUACGACAGGCCGCCUGCGAAACGUGCAGGGCUCAACCCUCGUCAAGGUUGGGCUAUGCAUACGCCUGUUUGAGGCGGCAGGCGCGCGGUGGGGCGGGCAGACAUGCUGCUCGACACGCGGACGAGGACGAGGACCAAGACGAGGGGCGCGCUGAGGGGCCGCCAUGAUCCUGGGUCUCAUCGCCGCCACGGCCGCCUUCAAGACGAGCCUGUGGGUGGUGCCGCUGCUGCUGGCCUCGCUGGCCUACUACCGCUACGACCUGGUGGACCCCGAGAGCAAGCCCUUCGACCAGCGCGUCCUCUACAAGGAGUAUGACUUCGUCGUGGUCGGCGGCGGCUCGGCGGGGGCCGUGGUCGCCAACCGACUCUCCGAGGUGCCACACUGGAACACGCUGCUGCUGGAGGCGGGUCCCGACGAGAACGAAAUAUCCGAUGUGCCAUCGCUGGCUGCGUACCUGCAGCUCACUGACCUGGACUGGCAGUACAAGACGGAACCCACGGGCAAGUCCUGCCUGGGCAUGAAGGGCGGCCGCUGCAACUGGCCGCGCGGCAAGGUCCUCGGCGGCUCCUCCGUGCUCAACUACAUGCUGUACGUGCGCGGCAACCGGCGGGACUACGACCACUGGGAGCAGCUGGGCAACGAGGGCUGGGGCUACAGCAACGUGCUGCACUACUUCAAGAAGAGCGAGGACAACCGCAACCCCUACCUGGCGCGCACGCCGUACCACGGCCGCGGCGGCUACCUGACGGUGCAGGAGGCGCCGUGGAAGACGCCGCUCGUGCUGGCCUUCGUGCAGGCCGGCAGGGAGCUGGGCUACGACAACCGGGACAUCAACGGCGAGCUGCAGGACGGCUUCAUGAUCGCGCAGGGCACCAUCCGGCGCGGGUCGCGCUGCUCCACUGCCAAGGCCUUCCUGCGGCCCGUGCGCACGCGGCGCAACCUCCACAUCGCCAUGCGCGCGCACACCACGCGCGUGCUCAUCAACCCCGCCACCAUGAGGGCGUACGGCGUCGAGUUCGUGCGCGGCGGCAAGCGGCAGGUCGUCCUGGCCAGGAAGGAGGUCAUCAUGUCCGCCGGCGCCAUCGGGUCUCCGCAGCUGCUCAUGCUGUCCGGCGUCGGCCCCAAGGAGCACCUGCAGCGCGUCGGCAUCCCCACGCUGCGCAACCUCCGCGUCGGCGAGAACCUCCAGGACCACGUCGGCAUGGCGGGCAUGACGUUCCUCGUGGACCCGCCCGUCACCAUCGUGCAGAACAGGUUCCAGCCCGUGGCCAUCACCACGCAGUACGUGAUGCGCGAGCGGGGGCCCAUGACGACGCUGGGCGGCGUCGAGGGCCUGGCCUUCGUGCACACCAAGUACUCCAACCGCUCCGACCACUGGCCCGACAUCCAGUUCCACUUCGCGCCCGCCUCCAUCAACUCGGACGACGGCGUGCGCGUGCGCAAGAUCCUGGGCAUCACGGAGCGCGUGUACGACGCCGUGUACCGCCCCAUCGCCAACCGCGACACCUGGACCCUGCUGCCGCUGCUGCUGCGGCCCUACUCCAGAGGCUGGAUCAAGCUGCGCAGCAAGAACCCCUUCCACUACCCCGUGAUCCAGGCCAACUACUUCGACGACCCCCGCGACAUGGCGACGCUCAUCGAGGGCGUCAAGUUCGCGCACCGCAUCGCGGGCGCCCACUCGUUCCGGCCGUUCGGGUCGCGCCUGCACCGCCUGCCCAUCCCCACGUGCGCCAAGUUCGGCUUCAACACGGAGCGCUACUGGGAGUGCGCCAUCCGCCACAUCACCAUGACCAUCUACCACCCGGCCGGCACCUGCAAGAUGGGCCCCGCCUGGGACGAGGCCGCCGUCGUGGACCCCCGCCUGCGCGUGCACGGCGUGCAGGGGCUGCGCGUCAUCGACGCCUCCAUCAUGCCCACCAUCGUGUCCGGCAACACCAACGCCCCCACCAUCAUGAUCGGCGAGAAGGGCGCCGACAUGAUCAAGGAGGACUGGGGCGGCCUGCUGGCGCUCCUGCUGGCGGCGGCGCUGCUGCAGGCGGCCGCGGCGCGCGACGACCACGAGCAGGACGACAAGCCCCUCAGCAUCCUGGAGAGCACCAUGCUCAUGUUCGCGGCGCAGCAGCAGUCGGGCAGCCAGCAGGACACGCCGGAGCAGGGCCAGUCCGCCAAGGAGUACGACUUCAUCAUCGUGGGGGCGGGCACGGCGGGCAGCGUCCUCGCCAACCGGCUCACCGAGGAGGGCGACUGGCGGGUGCUGCUGCUGGAGGCGGGCCGCAGCGGCAGCUUCGUCAUGGACAUCCCCCUGGUGGCGAGCUACAUCCAGUUCAGCGACGCCAACUGGAAGUACAAGACGGAGCCCAACCUGCAGGCGUGCCUCGGCAUGGAGGGCCGCCGCUGCAACUUCCCCCGAGGCAAGGCCAUGGGCGGGUCCUCGCUGCUCAACUUCAUGAUCCACUCGCGCGGCAACCGGCGCGACUACGACGGCUGGGCGGCGCGCGGCAACGAGGGCUGGUCCUACGCCGACGUGCUGCCCUACUUCCGCAAGAGCGAGUCCGUGCACCGCGACGUGGCCGGCGACCCGCGCUUCCGCGGCGACCGCGGCCCGCACCCCGUCACCAUGCCGUCGUGGCGCACGCCGCUGGCGGAGGCCUUCGUGCAGGCCGGCCCCGCCACCGGGCAGCGCGUCGUCGAGGACUACAACGGCAAGACGCAGACCGGCUUCGCCUACCUCCAGGUGAGCAUGCUCAACGGCACGCGCGUCAGCGAGGCGCGCGCCUACAUCAACCCCGUGCGCAACAGGAGGAACCUGUUCGUGCGCAAGCAGGCGCUCGUCACGCGCGUGCUGGUGCACCCCGUGCUCAAGCAGGCCUACGGCGUGCAGUACCAGGCGGGCCGCCGGAACGUGACGGUGCUGGCCAGGAAGGAGGUCAUCGUGUGCGGUGGCGCCAUCAACUCUCCGCAGCUGCUCAUGCUGUCGGGGCUGGGCCCGCGGCAGGACCUGGAGGCCGUGGGGGUGCCCGUGCUGCACGACCUGCCCGGCGUGGGCCGCAACCUGGAGGACCACAUCGCGCUGGGCGGACUCACGUUCGUCGUCAACCAGAGCGUGUCGCUGCGCGGCGACCGCGUCUACAGCGACCCGCGCUUCUUCAGCGACUACCUGAGCUACCACACGGGCCCCGCGUCCAUCCCGGGCGGCUGCGAGGCCGUGGCCUUCUACGACCUGCAGCACCCCGACGACCCCGACGGCUACCCGGACCUGGAGCUGCUCUUCCAGGGCGGCUCGCUCACGUCGGAGCCGGUGCUGCACAAGGCCUUCGGCAUCGACCCCAAGCUGUACGAGGCCGUGUACAAGCCCAUCGAGGCCCUGGACAGCUGGAUGGUGUUCCCCAUGCUGCUGCGGCCGCGCAGCAAGGGCCGCAUCACGCUGCGCAGCUGGGACCCGCUCAAGGCCCCCGCCAUCUACCCCAACUACUUCGAGCACCAGGAGGACCUGGACGUCAUCAUCGAGGGCGUCAAGCGCGCCAUCCAGGUGGCCGAGUCCGAGCCCUUCCGCAAGUUCGGCACCCGCCUGCACGACGUGCCCAUCCCGGCGUGCGCCAGGUACGGCUUCGGCUCGGACGCGUACUGGGGGUGCGCGGCGCGGCACCUCACCUUCACCAUCUACCACCAGAGCGGCACGUGCCGCAUGGGCCCCGAGGGCGACGCCGAGGCCGUCGUCGACCCCCGCCUGCGCGUGCACGGCGUGCGGGGGCUGCGCGUCGUCGACGCCUCCGUCAUCCCCGUCAUCCCGGCCGGACACACCAACGCCCCCGUCAUCAUGAUCGCCGAGAAGGCGGCCGACAUCAUCAAGGAGGACUGGGGCCGGCGCGAGCACGGCGCGCCCGUCGAGUAGGGCACCGUCGACGAGGUCGCCGACGUCGCCAAGCAGACCGUCACCAGAGUGACUGCACUGGUAGAGGGUGGUCCGAUUUUCGGACGGGGCCAAAUCAGAUCGCACCGCAUUUAGCCUGAUUUCCGACCUGGGUCGUCUGUUUUCGAAGCCACAAUGCGUAAAUCGAACUUUCCACCGCCGAAAAUUGAGCUAGAUGUGGCACGGUCCGAUUUCGAACCCCCUUCUAACAGUGUGGUGUGGCCCUGACGGCGCCCUCCGGCCCGGCCUCCCGUUCAGACCGUUCCGAAACCUGGAGAUGCAGGAACGCGGCCGGCGAGGACGAGUUUUUAAUUCGGCAGCGCGUUCGCCGUUCAAAGUCCCGACAAGUCCACGACUACCCUACCGCCACGACCAAUUAGAGACCGGACGACGGAGUACAAAAUCGCGCGGGACAUCGCCUUGCGCGGAAUCCAAACGGCCCGCGCGGCCCGUUACGGCAGAGUGGUUCCGUCGCUCUGUCUCUCUCGCACUCGCGGAGCUCUCGGCAAGGGUGCGACAGAGACGGAGCGACAAACCGCUCCCCUGAAUCACACACAAGCAGCCCCCCAUCGACGCCUUGCCGACGCGGAGCCCGUCUCCGAGCUCAUUUGGCGGCGGCGUCGCUCUGUCUCUCUCGCACUCGUUGGGGCGUCCGGCAGGGGUGCGAGAGAGACAGAGCGACGAGAGCAGCACUCGGAUCGCUCCGUCCACCCGCCGUACAGCGGCCAUACAGUGGCCAGGACUGUUGGGCAAGUCCGACACGAUGCAGUAACGGUACAAAAAAAAAAAAAAAAAA
Thrips palmi is the source of this 4878-nucleotide messenger RNA. RefSeq lists its product as uncharacterized. Bases 336 to 4064 code for a protein of 1242 amino acids. Gene Ontology annotation, molecular function: oxidoreductase activity, acting on CH-OH group of donors; flavin adenine dinucleotide binding. Lineage: Eukaryota; Metazoa; Arthropoda; Insecta; Thysanoptera; Thripidae. The transcript is spliced from 13 exons. The record is from RefSeq and is a predicted model, not a curated record.